This is a messenger RNA of Penicillium mononematosum, 243 nucleotides long. RefSeq lists its product as uncharacterized. The transcript has a single exon. Bases 1 to 243 code for a protein of 80 amino acids. The record is from RefSeq and is a predicted model, not a curated record. NCBI's taxonomy places the organism in Eukaryota, Fungi, Ascomycota, Eurotiomycetes, Eurotiales, Aspergillaceae.
AUGUAUGCUGAUGCGCGGAUCAUUCCUCACUUGCGGAAGGUUGGGAUUGUAUGCGGGAAUCAAUUUCCCAAUCUGAGAAAGGCGAUUGUCGGGUUCUGCGCCGAGUCAACGGAGAAGGAUGUUCAAUUCGAAAUUCCUGGACUGGAGUUGUUGGUGCUGUAUCAAACUUCAGAGGAACGAGAAGCCUACGACUACGGCCGAGAGCCGUAUUCGUGGGUCAGGUCUCAGGUCUUUAGGGACUGA